Molecule: messenger RNA, 1347 nt
Organism: Helianthus annuus (common sunflower)
Lineage: Eukaryota; Viridiplantae; Streptophyta; Magnoliopsida; Asterales; Asteraceae
Product: transcription factor bHLH87
Exons: 2
Coding region: 164-1150 (328 amino acids)
Biological process (GO): regulation of DNA-templated transcription
Molecular function (GO): protein dimerization activity; DNA-binding transcription factor activity
Source: RefSeq, a predicted model, not a curated record
UGAAUAUGCUAUAAUAGACAUUGUCUUCAUAUUCUUGUCAAAGUUGGCAACAAAACCCUUUCAUAAUUUCAUUCCUUCUUCAUCUACCAAUUAUUUGCAACAAGAAAACAAUAUCCACUGAUCUAUCUCUUGUAUUAGUUUGUGUGUAAUCCCACAAACUAUCAUGGAUGAUUUACAAUUCUCAUGGUACAACCUCAAUGAUCAUGAACAACAACAACAACAACAAACAACUUUUGAUUUUGAUUCAGAAACAAUGUUCUUGAACCCAAUCCACCAGUUAUCACCCGCGAAUUGGGCCAAUCAAGCCAUUGCAGCUGCUGAUAUGAUUUGCAACAACCCCUAUCUAGAGGUUGCCAAAUCCACCACCAACGCCGGUCAAAACUCGCCGGAAUGUAUACUUUCCGGGAAUAGCAGCGCGGAUGACGUGUCGGAUAAGGUUUCGGCCAUUUUUUCGGAUUGUAAGGGUUUAUGUAGUGGGAAUAUUGUGGCCGGAAAUAAUAAUGUUAGCGGUGUUUCCUCUGGUGAUUCGGUGACUGAAGACGGUGGGAAUGUCUCUCAAUGCUCGUCCGGGAAGCGCCCGAUUAGCUGCGUCGGGGGUUUGGAUAACGAGCCGCUUUAUAAACCGAAGAGAUCUAGAUCGUAUACAGGUCGACCAGCUUCAUCAAAUAUCAACUUCCAGCAAGCAGGGAACUCAUCCGAAACGGAUACAGAAGCGAUUGCGCAAAUGAAGGAGAUGAUAUACCGAGAAGCCGCUUUUCGGCCAGUGAGUUUCGCGGCUGAGACGGUCGUAGAAAAGCCGAAAAGAAAGAACGUGAGGAUAUCGAGUGACCCUCAAACUGUGGCGGCACGACAACGACGAGAAAGGAUCAGUGAAAGAAUUAGGGUUUUACAAAAACUAGUUCCUGGUGGAAACAAAAUGGACACAGCAUCAAUGCUUGAUGAAGCUGCUAAUUAUCUAAAGUUUUUAAGGUCACAAGUGAAGGCAUUGGAGCAUUUAGGGCAGAAUAGUACAACAAUCAAUGCAAGUGGUACAAGUUCAAGCAUCCCUCUUGCUUCAUUGGUUGUACCUUUUACACAAAACCGGUUUUCCAUGCAACCCUAUUUCCAAUUUCCUCAUGAAAACUUGUACCCUAAUCCACCACCAGCAUGAGCAAAUGUAGGUUGGUGAGAAUAGUACAACAAUAGAAGCAAGUGGUACAAGUUUGAAAUGCAUAGAAGAUAACCCUUAUGCUUCAAUGGUUGUACCUUUUACUCUUUGAACCAUUUUUCAUGCAUGAAAACUUGUAACUUAUUCUACUCUCAAUUAGAGGUUUAAAGUAAUAAAGAAACCCUAGCUAGUUUAGCUAA